GUCAUUUACACAGCUUUCAUUUUAACCCCCCAAAAAAGGGAGAAAGAAAAAGAAAAGAAAGAAAGAAAGCGCGUGCGUGUCUUUUUUGCACACUUUUAGUACCUUGUGGUCGAAGGAGGUACAAAGGCGAAAGCGCCCACACAAGACAAACCGAAUUAUUUGCCAGGAAAGAAUUCGAAACUGUUGCGUUCCGUGCUGAGCAUUAACCAGCUCUGUACUGCUUUACAUUUCCUCUUUUUCCCCUUCAGCUGCUGGAUUGCAGAAGACGCAGCGUCCAUAGCUUUCGACUUUACUCGUUUUCGCGUGGGUGCGUGUGCGCGUUAAUGUAGGACGUUUCCUUUUUUUUUUUUUUUUUGAAAUCCGUGAGUAGAAGGGAGCUCGAGCUUUACGUGUGUGUGUGUGUGUGUGUGUGUGUGUAAGUGUAAACGCCCAGCUUGUUGACCGGUGAAGUUUAGUUUGCAGCGCACGCGCCGACUAACUGGCACAGUACCGCAUCGAAAGCGCACGUUGCGCGCUGUAAUAUUACACUAAGACUCAGUUUUUUAUUCCUUUCUGUUUCUUAUUUUCAUCACGUUUAUUUAUUGCAAGUGGUGCUUUUAGAGGAAAGAGCACUGCUCGUGUGUUCCUCGCGACACCAUCGUGCGGACAGAAAGGGGCACAUUGUUGCCUCUCCGGCACGCUCGAGGCGAAGGGAAAGAGAAAAAAAAAAGAGACUGCGAUUUGGACGGGAUUUUUUAAAAGUCCGAGCCACUUUAAUGCACUGAAAAGAUUUAAAAGAGGAGGUGGAGGAAGGUCAGUCCCAGGAGUGUUGGCUUUAAUCCGCGAUUUCCACAAGAAAACAAACAAAGAGAUACUUUAAGCUGAAGCAAACCUACGUUUUAAGAUGUGGUGACCUGCUUGCCGUGGACAGCUGUUCUCUUUAGAGCUUCUUCCUCUGAUGGUUCUCUUCCAUUGUUGUGCAAGACGUCAGUAACACUCUUCCCUCAGAACUUGAAAACUGCUCAGAGAGACACCAAUCUUUGAAAGCUUUCCUGUUAAAGUCAUACUCUUUGUGACCGGUCAACCCAGAGCGUCAGAACGCCAGCCAGAGAAAGAAAGCAUGGCUAACAACACUGUGGACCACCCACCUGGGAACUCUGUGGCUGAAGGCAAUCAUGAUGGGGACUUUGGCUGCACGGUGAUGGACCUCCGGGAACUGAUGGAGCUCAGGAGCGCAGAGGCGGUCAACAAGAUCAGAGACAUCUACGGAGACGUGCAGGGGAUAUGUCGUAGGCUGAAAACGUCUCCAAUUGAAGGGCUGUCUGGAAACCCGGCGGACUUGGAAAAGCGCCACACGGCCUUCGGGAGGAACUUCAUCCCUCCUAAAAAGCCCAAGACCUUCUUGCAGCUGGUGUGGGAGGCAUUGCAGGAUGUCACGCUAAUCAUCUUGGAGAUAGCUGCCAUAAUUUCUUUGGGCCUGUCCUUCUACCACCCACAGGGAGAUGACAGUGAUGCUUGUGGCCAGGCUGCUGGUGGUGUGGAGGAUGAAGGUGAAGCACAAGCGGGUUGGAUCGAGGGCGCUGCUAUCCUGUUUUCGGUGAUCAUCGUGGUGCUGGUGACUGCAUUCAAUGACUGGAGCAAAGAGAAGCAGUUCCGUGGGCUGCAGAGUCGCAUCGAACAGGAGCAGAAGUUCACCGUCAUUCGCAAGGGUCAAGUUAUCCAGAUCCCAGUGGCUGAGAUCGUUGUGGGAGAUAUCGCGCAGAUCAAAUACGGUGACCUCCUUCCCGCUGAUGGGAUUCUGAUCCAAGGCAACGACCUGAAGAUCGACGAGAGCUCCCUGACCGGAGAGUCGGAUCAAGUAAAGAAGUCCCUUGAGAAAGACCCAAUGCUAUUGUCUGGAACUCAUGUGAUGGAGGGAUCUGGGAGGAUGUUGGUUACUGCCAUCGGCCUGAACUCCCAGACCGGAAUCAUUUUCACUCUGCUUGGAGCCGGCGGUGAGGAGGAGGAGAAAAAGGUCAAGAAAGGUAAAAAACAAGGAGCCCCUGAAAAUCGCAACAAAGCUAAAACCCAAGAUGGCAUCGCUCUGGAGAUCCAGCCCCUGAAGAGUGAGGAGGGAGUUGAAUGCGAGGAGAAAGAGGAGAAAGAGGUGAAGAAGGUCAACGUCAACAAGAAGGAGAAGUCCGUACUCCAGGGAAAGCUGACCAGGCUGGCUGUGCAGAUCGGAAAAGCAGGUCUCAUCAUGUCUGCCGUGACCGUCAUCAUUCUCAUCUUGUACUUUGUGAUCGAUACAUUCGGGGUGCAGGGGAAGGAGUGGAAGGCCGAAUGCACACCCAUCUACAUUCAGUACUUUGUCAAGUUCUUCAUCAUUGGCGUUACGGUGCUGGUGGUCGCAGUUCCUGAAGGGCUUCCGCUCGCUGUCACCAUUUCACUCGCCUACUCCGUCAAGAAAAUGAUGAAAGACAACAACCUGGUGAGGCACCUGGAUGCCUGCGAGACCAUGGGCAAUGCCACAGCCAUCUGUUCUGACAAGACCGGCACACUCACCAUGAACCGCAUGACCGUGGUGCAGGCCUACAUAGGUGACACACACUACAAGAAGGUUCCAGAACCUGAGGCCAUCAACUCUGAGACUCUGGAGCUGUUGAUUAACAGCAUCUCCAUCAAUUCGGCCUACACCACCAAGAUCCUGCCACCAGAGCAUGAAGGUGGUCUACCAAGGCAUGUGGGUAAUAAGACUGAAUGUGCCCUCUUGGGAUUGGUUCUGGAGCUGAAGCAAGAUUACCAACCCAUCCGUGAUGAGAUUCCCGAGGAGAAGCUCUACAAGGUCUACACCUUCAAUUCAUCACGCAAGAGCAUGAGCACUGUGCUGAAAAACGCAGACGGCUCAGGAUUCCGCAUGUACAGCAAAGGCGCCUCCGAGAUCAUCCUCCGCAAGUGUUCCUACAUCUUGGACGCUGCAGGUCAGUCUCGGGUCUUCAAGUCCAAGGACCGGGAUGAGAUGGUGCAGAAAGUGAUCGAGCCCAUGGCUUGUGAAGGCUUAAGGACCAUCUGCGUAGCUACAAGGGAAUUCAAGGGUGAGGAGCCGAACUGGGACAAUGAGGCCGAUAUUCUUUCAGACCUCACCUGCAUCUGCGUGGUGGGCAUCGAAGACCCUGUCCGUCCAGAGGUUCCAGAGGCCAUCGCUAAGUGCCAGAAAGCAGGCAUUACAGUGCGUAUGGUUACCGGUGACAAUAUCAACACUGCCCGUGCCAUUUCUACCAAAUGUGGCAUCCUGCAGCCCGGAGAAGACUUUCUGUGCUUGGAAGGCAAAACGUUUAACCAACAGAUCCGCAACGACAAAGGAGAGGUGGAGCAAGAUCGUCUGGACAAGGUCUGGCCCAAACUGCGUGUACUGGCUCGGUCUUCUCCAACAGACAAGCACACUCUGGUCAAAGGCAUCAUUGACAGCACGGUAGGUGAAACCAGACAGGUGGUGGCUGUGACGGGUGACGGAACCAACGAUGGACCUGCUCUCAAGAAGGCUGACGUCGGGUUUGCUAUGGGUAUUGCUGGGACUGACGUUGCUAAGGAAGCCUCUGACAUCAUUCUGACCGAUGACAACUUCACCAGCAUUGUAAAGGCUGUAAUGUGGGGGCGUAACGUCUACGACAGCAUCUCCAAGUUCCUGCAGUUUCAGCUCACGGUCAAUGUAGUGGCCGUCAUCGUGGCUUUCACCGGGGCCUGCAUUACACAGGACUCUCCGCUAAAAGCAGUGCAGAUGCUCUGGGUCAAUCUGAUCAUGGACACACUGGCCUCUCUGGCUUUGGCCACUGAGCCGCCCACCGAAGCCCUGCUACUGCGCAAACCCUACGGCCGAAACAAGCCACUUAUCUCCAGAACCAUGAUGAAGAACAUUCUGGGCCAUGCCGUCUACCAGCUGUCUGUUACCUUCACCUUGCUCUUUGCUGGAGAGAAGUUCUUCAACAUAGACAGCGGCCGCAAUUCUCCCCUCCACGCGCCGCCCUCCGAACACUACACCAUCAUCUUCAACGUUUUCGUCAUGAUGCAGCUCUUCAACGAGAUCAACGCCCGCAAGAUCCACGGCGAGAGGAACGUCUUCGAAGGCAUCCACAGGAACCCCAUAUUCUGCAGCGUCGUCCUGGGAACCUUCAUCCUGCAGAUCAUCAUCGUGCAGCUGGGAGGAAAGCCUUUCUCCUGCACAGCUCUCACCCUGGAUCAGUGGCUCUGGUGCAUCUUCAUUGGUGUCGGCGAACUGCUCUGGGGCCAGUUCAUCUCGGCCAUCCCAACACACCGGCUCAAGUUCCUGAUGACGUUUGGUCACGGCAGCACCAAGGAGGAGAUGCAGAAGGAGGAGCAGAUCGAGGACGUAGAUGAGAUUGACCAUGCCGAGAUGGAGCUACGCCGCGGACAGAUCCUCUGGUUCCGAGGGCUGAACCGCAUCCAGACUCAGAUUAAGGUGGUGAACGCUUUCCGCAGCUCACUGUACUCGGGCCUCGAGUCCAACAGCUCCAUCCACAACUUCAUGGUCCACCCUGAGUUCAUGCCGCGGGUCGAGGAGGAGGAGCACGCACCCACGAUAGAGGAGAGCAGCGCAGAGAUUGAGCCGCUGCCUUCCUCAUCCUCGGCUCCUCCUCCUCCGCCUCCCCCAGGAAAAGUGGAGGUGGAGGCGGAGAACCCCCGGACAGCUCCAUCCACGGCCGCGAGUCCUCCGUCUGACCAUCUUUUCCUCUCACCCCAGCAUCAAGCCCAGUUCUGUCCUCCUGCAAGCUCCUCCCUAAAGAACACCUCACCCGUCAUGCAGCAUCCUCACACGGAGCCGUUUUCCCCGCUUCGGCUCCUCAUCGACCGGCAGCGUGGCGUCAGAGCUCUGACAGCACACGUGGCAUGGUCUGACUCGCCCACACAAGGGCAGAUCAAAGGCUGCAGCCUUUCCUUCACCGACACUGUAUCCUUGUUUUUACUUUUCCUUUUUUUUUUGUUGUUGUUUUGUUGUCGUCAUUGUUGUCCUUGUCCCAUAGGUACAUCAUGUUACUUUUUUUCCCAACAAUUCAGCGACUUUUACCACUUUUACAACUUGAAAUGUGCUUUUAUGUUCAUACGUAUUUUUAUUCCUCUGUUUUGUUUGAGUUUUUAUUUUAUUUUUUUUGCCUUUCAUGGUCAUUAGAAACAAGCGUACAUGUACAUCACUGAAAAGUAGUCUGUACUUUCUAACUUUGUCAUUUUUCUUUUAAACUGCUGGCUAUCAAUGUUGUUAAGGAUUCCACACACACUACAUUUAUUAUUAUAUAUUUUUUUCCAAAUACAUCGACUUUUUGAUUUAAGGUCAUCCUUGGUUGUCUUUGUUUAUUUUAUCAUGUUUUUGAGUUUUUGUACGCACAGACCUGAGGCUGCUAUGCUGAAAGAAAGAACGAAAGAAAGAACGAAAGAAAGCACGUGUCACCAAGAUGAAGCAAGUGCAAGUGCGUCAUGCAACUCAUCAUCAUAAGUCUAGAAAGUCAGCGCAAAAAAAAGAAUAAUACAAAUUAAAAAAUCCCUGAUUUAGCUAAAUCACUUAUUUAUUUAUUUUUUUUACUCAAAGUUAGAGGAAGCCAAUAUGGAACUUUUCUCCACUUUGUGUUUGUGAGUUUGUUUGCUGAUCUCAUGCGUGUGUGUGUGUGUUCAGUUCGAGUCGGUUUUCAGCUUCAGAUUUGACUUUUUUGCCGUUCGACUCAAUAUUGUGCUGAUCAGAUGCAGAAGGAGGAUCCGUUCCAACGUUCCUCUUCCGAAGGCGAAACGAAUACUAAACAGCAUAAAAGCCACAAUGACCGACGCGUAUAACGCGACCCAAAGCCUCUGUUCGAGCCUCGUCAGCGGCCUGUUAGCCGAGAAAAUCCUGCCUACGUCUUUAACCGUGUUCUAAUUCUUGAAUCAUAUUACUGCCAUAUUUCUACUUCCUGACUUCAUACCGAGCUUCACUUAGCCAGGAUCCUCAAUAUCCUUUUUCUACUUGCUAAGAGCCAUAUUUUAUAGGUUGUUCUUUUAUAAUCCCAUUUUUUUUUUUUUUUUUUUUUGCUUUCCUGCUUUGCUUUAAACUAAAAUUCAGUCACUGCCUAAAAUAUAGAAAACGGACCACUUGAAUAUAUCAUGAACAAACGUCCCCUCGUCCCAAACCCCAGGCUUAUAUCCCUAAGUGAUGUAUUAUUACGGGCGAAAUGUGUAAAUUUCAUAUAAACGUUGAUGUUCUGUUCUGUUUUUUACAACUGUUCUGUAUUUUUAUAUUAAGUACUUUUUAAUAUUUUGGAAAUCUAUAAAGGAAAGGUGUAUAGGCUCGGAGCGUCGUAUCCGGUGACAGAUAUUCAGUAAAGCGAGGCAGUAGAAUACAUUGUUCUCACAAACCUACGUACGCCACGUUUAAAUCGAAAAAAAAAAAACGCUUUGGCCAAGGAGAGAACGACGGCGUGACGUGUUUACUUUAAAUCCAGCAAGAUUCCUAAAAAACAAAACCAAAAAAAAAACCAAUUCUCAGCUCACUUUAAACAGCAUUGGGUGUAGGUGCGUUGGGGGAAGAAAAAUAAAAGCUUGUAGUUUAUCCAACAUCCUGGCUGCUGUAAAUGUUACACGGACAUUAGAAAUGAUCUCAAUUCCAUAUUAGGUGAAAUAGUUCCAUUGCAUAUAUUCUAUUUUCAUCAUGUACACGCAUACUGUUAGGUUCAUUAGCAUGGUAUUACAGCAUCCUUUAUUUUCUUUACCAUGAGCUGUUACUAUUGGCUGUUUUAUUUUAUUUCAUGGGUUUUUUUUUUUGCCCCCCACUCCCACCCCCACCCCAUGUGUGCGCCCAGAUAUAACUCGUCUAACUAACUUUUUUGUUGUUGUUGUUUUUUUCUCCUGUCAACUGAUCUACUCAGUUCAUGAAGAUCUAGUACCGUGUUCAGUGUAGUGUUAAAACAAAUACUGCAAAAAAAAAAUAAAAUAAAAAAAAUAAGAAGCUUGUUCUGCAGUCAAAGCUUUAAAAAAAUUCUGCCAAAGUGUUAUUUUUGUACAAUCAUUACUUCUUCUCGUUCUUCUUCCCCGUGCUAAGCUGUUGAAUAUGACACUACGUUUGUUUUCCUCUACACAUCUGUCCAGUCCUAAAGAUGUCCGGGAUAAAUCUUUGUGAAAUUAACCAACGUCUUUUAAUCCACCUCAUGGUAUCAUCUUAUUGCAUCUCUGGAAUAUUAUUUUUUUUUUUUUUUUUUUUUUUUUUUUUUUUUUUUUUGCUGUACAUUGAUUUUAAUCAACAGUUUCAAAUUUCGACACCGAUCUGGCUGUGCAGGAAGAUUUGUUAUUGCACACAUCUGUCCAAAAAAAAAAAAAAGAAGAAGAAGUAAAAAAAAAAAAAGGAUGGCAUGCAUUAACUGAUUCAACUGCUUGGCUAGUCUACUGAGAUUUAUUUAAUUAUUUUGUGUGUGUGUGUGUGUGUAUGUUUUGGAGAUAGGAGUGCUACACCACAGCUGUAAAUAAAAAAGAUUGCAUUUUUAACCUGGAAUAAAUCACAACCACCUACUUUUCCAUAACUUUCCAUAGACAACCUGCAUUUGAAUGCGUUCUAAAGUGUAUUUGAUUGUAAAGGGGGAAAAAAAGAAAAGAAGAGAGACAGAACGACCAAAAGAAAGAAAGAAAAAGUAAUUUCUUUAUUAUAAAUCAUAUGAAUACGAUAAUAAGCACUGGUGUUAUUUUUGUAUAAACCUAAUAUCAUCUAUGUGGCAUGCAUGACUUAUAAACAAAUUGGUGGUUCAAAGCAA
This is a messenger RNA of Tachysurus vachellii, 7739 nucleotides long. RefSeq names its product ATPase plasma membrane Ca2+ transporting 4 (gene atp2b4). Gene Ontology annotation, biological process: regulation of cytosolic calcium ion concentration; calcium ion transmembrane transport. Gene Ontology annotation, molecular function: PDZ domain binding; ATP hydrolysis activity; P-type calcium transporter activity. Gene Ontology annotation, cellular component: membrane; intracellular membrane-bounded organelle. The record is from RefSeq and is a predicted model, not a curated record. NCBI's taxonomy places the organism in Eukaryota, Metazoa, Chordata, Actinopteri, Siluriformes, Bagridae.